AUGCCCACAGAUUUACCCAUUCUUACGACCCGACCCGCCCCGCCCCAUCCCGUCCAGGGCUUCAACCACCAAUCAGCUUCUACCAUGGCCACCUGCGUACAAUCCCCACCCACACAAACCCAGGGCUUCAAAUGCCGUCUCUCUAAUUUUCGCCGCACAAAUGCCCCCCAAACCCUAGACGAAGAACAAAUCCACGAUCUAUGGCUCCGGAUGCAGGACGAGGCGAGGUCGGACAUCGAUCAAGAACCAAUUUUAUCCGAUUUCUAUUUCACCUCAAUCUUAUCCCACGAAUCCAUGGAAUCCGCCCUGGCCAACUAUCUCUCCACGAAAUUGAGCGAUUCCAGCCUUCCGAGUACCUCCCUCUGCGACCUUAUCCUGGGGGUGCUCACAGAGAAUCAGGAAAUCAUGAGGGCCGUCGCCACUGACUUGACGGCCGUCAAGGAACGGGACCCAGCCUGCAUCAGCUACGUCCACUGCUUCUUGAACUUCAAAGGCUUCCUCGCUAUUCAGUCCCACAGGAUAGCACAUAGCCUGUGGUCGAAAGGUAGGACGAUUUUAGCCCUCUUGAUACAGAAUAGGGUUUCAGAAGUUUUUGCUGUGGACAUUCACCCAGGGGCCAGAAUCGGGGCAGGGAUUCUGCUCGAUCAUGCCACGGGUGUUGUAAUUGGGGAGACUGCUGUUAUUGGUAACAAUGUGUCGAUUUUGCAUAAUGUGACUUUGGGUGGGACUGGAAAGGUUUCUGGAGACCGGCACCCGAAGAUUGGUGAUGGUGUGUUGAUCGGUGCUGGGACUUGUGUUUUGGGCAAUGUUAGGAUUGGGGAAGGGGCCAAGAUUGGUGCUUGUUCUGUGGUUUUGAAAGGGGUGCCAGCUAGGACGACAGCUGUAGGGAAUCCGGCUCGACUGAUUGGGGGGAAAGAGAAUCCGGUGAGGCUCAAUAGGAUGCCUAGUCUGACCAUGGACCAGACUUCGCAUAUAAUGGAGUGCCCGACCGUGACUGUGGAAGUGGAACGGCUGAACAUUGUCACCGUCAUCCUACGCAAGGUCUCAUGGCCGGCUGGAGUCGGCCGGGACUUAGACUCGCGCGGCGACAGAAGCCCUGUCGAUUCUCACAAAGGCAGGCGAUGGAGAAUUGCACAUGGCUGUCGACGGCGAAGUGUUCAUGUCUGUGGCUGUUCGAUCGUGGCGAUGGCGGACCUGGUCGGUGGUGGAGCAGUUGCAGGCUGUGGCGGUGGCGACGGGACCGACGAUGGUGGUUUGGUGUCGGCGGUCGGAAUCCAACGGCUGCAAAUGGUGCUGUCCGACGGUGUCCGAAGUGUUGUGCAUCCGGCAGGCGACGAUUGGGUUAGUGGUGUCUGUUGUGAGGCUGUGUGUGUACGAAGUGAGAAGUGA
Striga asiatica is the source of this 1389-nucleotide messenger RNA. Lineage: Eukaryota; Viridiplantae; Streptophyta; Magnoliopsida; Lamiales; Orobanchaceae. The record is from the annotation of a GenBank genome assembly.